UGGUUUCUCUGCGUUAGUUCCGUCUUCUUUUCUUUUCCUUUUUUUCUUUGCAUGUGCUGAGAUUACAGCAGGUGUGUUAACCUGCUCCCUCCCUCCUUCCCCUCCCUUCCGCCCUCCUUCUCUCUCUCUCUCUUUCAUUCUCUGCCUCUCUCUCUCUGUGUGUCUGAUGAGGGUACGGCUAGGGCAAGCUUUUUGAAUGUAGUCUCUCUGUGCUCACCUCACGUUGGUAAACAGAGUCGUGUGCGGAUUACUGAGGAGCCAUGUGGAAUCAGUCAGACUACUCCAACCACUCGCCCAACCCUGGGCACCCUUUCUACCACACGCCAUGCAGCCAUAACCAGAGAACGUCGACGUACUGGCACCCCGUGACGGGACAGCUCUCGCCCGAGAACGCCGAGUUCCUGCUGCAGGAUCUCCCCCCAGUGACGGUGCGCAUGUCCGCUGUGCAGCCUCCCCAAACGGACCCCCACCCUCCCAGUGAGGUCACCGAAGCCCCCUCUGCCAUAACCGAGCCCCCUGUCUCUGGAAACCACACCUCCAAGAGCUUCAGAUCAUCUAGCCGUGUAUACAGCUUUGGUAAGCGGGAGCAGUCUAUCAAGAGGAAUCCAAACGUUCCUGUGGUGGUCCGGGGAUGGCUCUACAAACAGGAUAGCUCAGGCUUGCGUCUGUGGAAGAGGAAAUGGUUCGUGUUGGCUGAUUACUGCCUGUUUUAUUAUAAAGACAGCAGAGAGGAGUCGGUCCUGGGAAGCAUUCCUCUGCCCAGUUACAUCAUCUCUCCUGUUGAGCCAGAUGACCACAUCAGCCGCAAGUUUGCCUUCAAGGCCACUCACACGGGCAUGCGCUCCUUCAUCUACAGUAAAAGCGCUCUGAUUGGCUCGCAAACAGAACAUGGCGGCAUGAGAACGUACUUCUUCAGCGCAGACACACAAGAGGACAUGAACGGCUGGAUCCGAGCCAUGAACCAGGCCGCUCUCAUGCAGAACCAUCAGAACCACGGCGUUAGAGUGUCAGAGAAGCUUGAGAAGUCUGAGCGUCUGCUCACUGCAGAAGAGGGGGAGCCUGAACACAAGGCCGCUGAGCCACAAACCAAUCACAUCACUGUCAGACCUCUUAACCCCGGCCCUCUGGAACUGGAGGCUCCGCCCAAUGGCCCACUGAUAACAGACAAGGAGGAGAUGACCCAGGAAGUUGCCCUGGAAGCUCCCUCAUUGGAGGAUGCUGGGAAGGCCCCCUCAAGCAGGGUCACAGUCGAAGAGGAGGUGUUCUUUCCGGCCUCCGAUUCCCUGCCUCCAUCUCGUGCCUCAUCCAGAGGUCCGUCACGGGGACCCUCGUCUCGAGGUCCAUCUCGCCCCUCCUUCACGCUCUCGAAUGGCUCCCUCCCAGAGGUGAACGGCAUCGGGGGAGGAGUGGGGGAGGUGAGCAGAGGGCCGACCCCACAGGGGGAGAUUGGCAUGCAGGCGCAGAGGAGGAGCACGCUGGAGCAGGUGGAGCACUGGGUCAAAGUUCAGAAAGUGGAGCAGAGAGGGACUCUUCCGCGACGCCCAAAGUCCACCCAACCUGGCACCACAGCUGUCGAGGUUUACCACUCCAACCCACCUCAGUCGUACCCGACUAACCCCCCUCAACCCUACCCACCUAACGCCACACAGUCCUACCAGACCCUGCCAAAGACCCCACCCAGUCAGCGCCACCAACUGCCCAGCGACUACAAGUAUGCGCAGGACCGCCUCAGUCACUUCCGGCUGACGCACGGCCAUCCCCCAGUAGCGGGUAAGGACGACACUGUGUGGCGGCUCUAUGAGUGGCAGCAGCGCCAGCGGUACAGACACGCCAGUCCCACUGCCCCGCUCUACAACCCCAGCCCAGAGUACCCCGGCCCACGACUGGGCUACCAUAUGACCCAAAACAAGGGCAAACCACGGUCCAUCCCUGUGCCCCCAUCGCUGGCUGACAUCCCCCCUCCUGGGCCACCUCGAACAAGACAGCCAUCGCCGCGGCGACCGCACACCCCUGCUGACCGCGUCACCAUCCGGCCACAUGACCAGAGACCCGUGGUGGAGGUGCCACCCUCCGCAUCACCACGGAGACAGUACACACAAAAGUCAGCCACUGUUGACAGACGCUCCAUGCCUCCGUCAGGUUACAUAACCCACACAGUCAGCGCGCCGAGCCUCUACGGGAAAACGGUGGAUGACACAUACGUGCAGCUGAAGAAAGACCUGGAGUACCUGGACCUAAAGGUGAUUGCCCCUGACUCACUGAAGGGGCUGAUGGGGAAGCCAGUGAGGGUUGCCGAGAGCGAUGUGGACGUUCAACUGAGUAGACUGUGUGAGCAAGACAAAAUCCUCCAGGAGCUGCAAGCAAAGAUCAGUGCCCUCAUACAGGACAAGGACAAGCUGGAGUCUGUGCUAGACGUGUCCCAUCAGCAGAUGGAGCAGUACCAAGACCAGCCGGCCCACGCCGAGAAGAUCGCCUGCCAGCAGAAACUACUGCAGGAGGACGUGGUGCACAUCCGUGCCGCGGUCUCCUGGGUCUCCACGGAGAUGGAACGCUCUUGGAUGGAGUACUGUAGGCAGGAGCAAUGUGUUCUGCAGCUAAGAGAAGCACUUCAGGGGCAGAUGGAGCUCUGUACUGACUCACAGGAGAGAGGUCAAAUGAAGAGAGAGUUGUGGAGGGUGGAAGAUGUCAUGGCAGGUUUAAGUACCAACAAAGCCAACUAUAAAAUCACCAUCAACUCAGUGCAGAACCCAGAGCGGAGACUUGCCCCAUCUGUGCCUGAGUCUAUCGUGCCUUCUCGCUGUGUGACCCCUUCUCUUGGAGAGAGGUCAUCUAGGAGCAGCCCCCUCCUCACAGAGAACCCCCCUAUCCAAUGGCAACCGCCCCCAACACACACAUCAGUGCCAACAUGGGCAGAGGAUCCAGCCCCUCCCAGACCCCCUCUGCCCCUCCUCUACGACUGCGAGGACAUGCCGCCGGCUGUGCCCCCACUCCCCAAGGAGGCGGCCGUCAUCCGACACAUGUCCGUCCGCGGCCUCAAGCGCCAGUCAGACGGGAGGAGACGCGACCGUGAGGGCAACUACCCCUUAGAGAGCAAGGUGGAGUUGAGGACGUACCUGAGCGAACCCGAGCUGGCUGGAAGUGGCCAGGGGCACGAGGGUGGCUACCACACGCUGCCAAACAAAGGCCUCUCUGGUUCGUCCUCCAGGAUAAACCAAACAAGCCAUUUGUCCUCGUUUGUCACAAUGAGGAAAGGCAGUCACUUCAGAGGAGGUUUACAGGAGAGACCAAAGAGUGCCUUGGAGAGGCUGUACAGCACAGACUCCCAGCAGGCCGAGCAGUCUCAACCCCGUGUGCGAAUGACCGCCGAGGAGCAGCUGGAGCGAAUGAAACGGCAUCAGAAGGCGCUAGUGCGGGAGCGCAAACGCAACCUCAGCCAGGGCGAGCGCCUCUCCAGCGUUUCCACUUCCACCUCCCGCCCCCUGACCUCUGACCCCGCAUCACAAAGUAAGGAGCAGGAUUUGGAUUCACAGCUGAUGGAACGCACAGUACCAAGGGAGGAGCAACAAACUGCAGAAGGGAGGGGCAGUGAAAGCCUGAAUGGGCCCAGCCAAUCAGAACAAGUGAGCAGUGAUGGGGAGUGGCUUACAGCACUGGCUGUGCCAAUGAGAGAGCAGGACCUCGAACCUGUGGACUUUGAGUUUGACAUCAGCAGAGAGUUGGCUACUCCACCGAAGGUGCCAAUCCCCAGACGCUAUGUUGAGCUGGAGCUCGAGGAGAUCCUGAGUUCUGAGGAGAUAGAGGCCCGCCACCUUAAAACAGAGAAGAUCAAAAACCUACUCGCCAAGUCAAGUGGUCAGAACAUGGCGUCCUCCCUCAACGUGGACACAACAGAGCUGGACUACACCCUGCAGCAGAGGGAGAGGAUUGUGGGUAUUCCGCGUGCGUUGGCAUCUGAAGCAUCGAUGAAGAUCAAGCAGGCAGCAGCAGCCCGGGCCUCCCUUGGACAAUGAGCUGUAUGGAAUGGCAUCCCCUCCUGGAUUCAGUUUUUUGAUUUACACAUAUAUGCAACAAAUAUGUAAAAAUGUCUCCUAUUUAUGACCCACAAAUGCUUUUCAUUAGACUACAAUGUUUUGUAAAUUAAUCCUAAUCUGUUUGAGCCAAAUACACCUGCUUUGCCUUUUUUUAACACUGCAUAAUAUUGGUUUGUUUUGCACUUGUACCUGUACAUGUUUGACAUCUCCAACAAAACCAAACACUCCACUCAAGAAGAUUUGAAUCCGACUUUGCAACUUAAAAGGUCUUCAUAGUUUUAAAAAUUACAUAUUUCUCUGGAGAGCUGAUGUAACGAAUUGAGGGUUUUUGCUCAUAGAAUCGGUGUGGAAGCAAUGGAGAAAAACGAAUUAUACCUUUUUAUACACUCUGAGUAUGGUUGACUCUGACAAAAAAUAUGCACUGUGUGUAUUGCAGUUUGGUCAAAUUCUGAGUAUUUUUAAUUAUGCUGCUAAAUGAGAUUUUGUUUUAAAAGUUUGAAAAAAAGUCACAUGAAUUAAAUGCUAAUAUUUAAAGGUU
Clupea harengus (Atlantic herring) is the source of this 4569-nucleotide messenger RNA. RefSeq names its product pleckstrin homology domain containing, family A member 7a (gene plekha7a). The record is from RefSeq and is a predicted model, not a curated record. Gene Ontology annotation, molecular function: protein binding. Bases 261 to 4010 code for a protein of 1249 amino acids. The transcript has 26 exons. Lineage: Eukaryota; Metazoa; Chordata; Actinopteri; Clupeiformes; Clupeidae.